Messenger RNA from Halichondria panicea, 3087 nucleotides. RefSeq names its product importin-11-like. Gene Ontology annotation, biological process: protein import into nucleus. The record is from RefSeq and is a predicted model, not a curated record. Lineage: Eukaryota; Metazoa; Porifera; Demospongiae; Suberitida; Halichondriidae. Gene Ontology annotation, cellular component: nuclear envelope; cytosol. Gene Ontology annotation, molecular function: small GTPase binding.
GGUAUCUUUGCCAAUCGUGAGCUGGACACUACUGUUCGAUGGAUGGCCAUCACAUACCUCAAGAAUGGAGUCCAACAGUUCUGGAGAAGAGGAGCUCCAUUUGGUAUUGCUAACAAGGAAAGGCCGUUCAUAAAGUCAGCUAUAGUGCAGUGCUUCGAGGAACCAGUGUCACAGGUAGCCAAUCAGAUUGCAGAGCUGACGGCAAGAAUAGCUCGUAUAGACUGCCCUGAUGACUGGCCUGAACUACUGCCAAUACUAACAGAGGGGGUGAGGAGCUCAUCUGAAUUCACUCGCAAAUGUUACCUUCACAUCUUCAAAGUGGUCAUAAAGACCCUUGCUGGCAGACGCCUCAUGAAUCAGAGGAAGGUCUUCCAAGAGCUCACAACAAGUGUAUUUGUGUAUAUUGUCGGGCUAUGGAACACCCACUUACAAGGGGGCGUGGCCAUGCUCUCGGAAGGAAAUAUCGAGUCAGCGGUUUCAACUCUCCAGCUGGCAAAAGUGUGUCUUAAAAUUCUUCGUCACAUGAUUGUGCAUGGGAUGGUCAAGUUCCAUGCUAUAAUAGAAGCACUGCAAUUUGUGAGCACUCUGAUUGAGAGGAUUCCAGCAUUGCUACAAUUAAGGAGCCAGUUACCAGAGGACCACCCUGCUAGAGAGAUUGUUGAGAAAAACAUUCAACUCAAAAUGAAGAUUCUGCAGGAGGUUCAGGCUCACCAGAGUCUCGGCUACUCUCAGUUUGUUGGUCCCUCUCUCGAGCUCAUCCGGACACUCAUGUUCACACCCGAGAAUGAAGAUAAGCUCUUUGAGAAAUUGGCCAUUUCUUGUCUAAAUUUUCUUCGAGUGAUUAUCAAAUGUGAAGACUACAACCCUCCAAAGGCUGAGCUAUCACAGUCUGUGCUACCCCCUGGUGUGAUGGAGGCGCACCGCGCCAAGCUCUCGUUCUUCAAGGCGAGUGUGUGUGAGGCCAUGUUGGAGAGGCUGGUCGGUCAUUACUUGCUCCUCUCUGAAGAAGAGCUAGAGAACUGGAACACCAAUACGGAAGAGUUCUUUCAAGAGAAAGUCGGUGAAACUCAUCAGUACUCAUUCAGGGAGUGUGCCGAGAAUGCUGUGAUUGCCAUGGUGUACGAGUUCCAGCCCACGCUGGCCCCUGCUCUGAUUGCCAUGAUACAAGCUGUACAGGCAACAAAUCAUUCGGCAGGUUUUCAAGCUAUCAGGCUCAAGGAAGCGGUGUACAAGGCAGCUGGACUGUGUGCCUUCCAACUUUACGACGACCUCAACUUUGAUGAGUGGUACCAAAGCCAGCUGCUGCAAGAACUCACUGUACUCAACCCAGAGUACAAGAUCGUGAGACAUCGUGUUGUGUGGGUCAUUGGGUCCUGGGUGACUGUCAAACUAUCCAGCGAGUUCCGGCCGUCAGUCUACAGCAUCAUGGUCCCUUUACUGGCACGGAAUGAGGAUCUGGCAACUCGACUGGCAGCUGCUGAGGUGAUUCGAACGUGUGCUGACGACUUUGACUUCACAGUGGAGGACUUCUCUCCUUUUCUCUCGGACGCCAUGUCCGCCCUCUUCCAGCUGUUACUAGACGUACAAACUCCCGACACCAAAAUGAAGGUUUUGAAUACUCUCUCCCUCCUUCUGGAGCGAAUGGGUGUGGCCAUUCAACCACACCUCUCGUCCCUCCUGCAAUACCUCCCACAGCUGUGGGUGGAGUCAGCUGACGCGAGCUCGUCCAUGCUGCGAUGUAUCAUACUCACAACACUCAACAACAUUGUCAAGGGCCUGGGUCCGCUGUCAGUCAAUCUCCACAGUUUCGUGAUACCAGUGCUCCAACUAGCCACCGAUGUGAAGGAGCCUGAGCAUGUGUACUUGGCCGAAGAUGGUCUAACUCUGUGGCUAACUACCGUCCACAACUCUCCCUCUCCAUCUCCGGACCUCCUUCAUCUCCUUGGCAACAUGGUUGGCCUACUGGGCGUCAGCUCUGUGUCGGAUGAGUCAAGUUCCUCCCUAGCUGGCCUCAUGGACAUUGGUUCUGACAGUUUAGGGGACUGCUUCAAGAUCAUGAACGCCUACGUUGUGUUGUGUGCUUCUGAACCAGACCAGUUCAUGCAAUCGUGUGCAGAGAUCAUAGUGGCGGGUUGUCGUUACUACCUGUGUGACGUGAAACCAGAGGGGGUGGUCUCCAUCACAAAGGUCAUCUCUCAAAUGGCGCGUGUGUUCCCCAAACAUAUGGCGCAGCUGGUGCAGCCUCUACUACCAAUGGUGCUGAGGAAACUCAUGGACGAAGAUGACUACCCACCCACCACCUCUGUGUUCCUCGAUCUGAUUGGUCGCGUUCUCAUUUCUGACGCUGCCUUCUUCUUCUCGUUCUUGGAGAGGAUGGCAGCUGAGUCACAACAAACUGCUACGCACUUGUUCGGCCUCCUGGUAGACGUAUGGUCCGACAGACUCGACUCAGUAAACAAUGUCAAGUGCCGCAAACUGACCGGACUGGCCAUUGCCAACCUAUUUCCCAUUGCUGACCCGUGUGUGACGAGUCGCUAUGGCGCUGUGGUCAACAUGUGUGUGGAGGUGCUGCACGAUGUCAUGGACCAGGCCGAGAGUGGAGAACAGAUCGAUACUCUGCUGGGGGGAAGUGAUGACACCACUGAUAAGGACCAACCAUUAGAGACGGAACAUGACAAACGAGAGAAACAGCUGUGUCAGUUUGACCCUGUUCGGACGGUGGCCCUCAACCAACACGUCACUGCCAAGCUGGAGGAGAGUGUAGCUGUACAUGGUCACCAUGGUUACACGGCACUGAUGUCAGGGGUGGACCCUUCAGUGAGAGGGCAAUUGUUUGAGUUUGUGCCCACCCAUCUUGCCACAACAUUGCUAGCUUUGGACUCACUCUCUUAGUUAAUUGGUUUUGCAAUAACACAACAUAUAAUCAUUCUUUUAUUUUGUUAUAUACACUGUACAUGCAUAUAUAAUAUGUACAGCUUUGUUUUUUUGUUGCAAAUCAAGUGCAUGCGUGUGUUUCCUUCAUAUAUAUACUUAUUUUUGCAAAAUGCAAUCACUACCCAAUCUUCAUAAUUAUAAUUAUUUUGACGA